Molecule: messenger RNA, 625 nt
Organism: Quercus lobata
Lineage: Eukaryota; Viridiplantae; Streptophyta; Magnoliopsida; Fagales; Fagaceae
Product: succinate dehydrogenase assembly factor 1, mitochondrial-like
Exons: 2
Coding region: 244-540 (98 amino acids)
Biological process (GO): mitochondrial respiratory chain complex II assembly
Cellular component (GO): mitochondrion
Source: RefSeq, a predicted model, not a curated record
GGCCCAAUUCAUCAACAUAACCAGCCCAUUUGGACUGGGUUGGUUUCUACAUUGGAAUUCUCAGCCCAUAGUGGUAACCCAUGCACACAGCUACCUAGUCAUCAAUUCUUCUACAAUCCUCAGACACGUGUCCAAGUUCAAUAUGCUCUUUAAUGGCUUCCAUUACCAGCUUCUCUCUUUCUCUUGCUGAGUGUCUCAUUUUACAGAAAGCAUAUCCAAUUGCAAACUUAACGAGAAGAUGCUAUGGGAGCCUCUAGCAGUCCAAAGCUUUCUGGAAUGCAGAAGCAAGUACUUAGUCUAUAUAGAGGGUUUUUGAGGGCAGCUCGUUCCAAAUCUGCUGAAGAUCGACAUAAGAUUGAAUCAAUUGUGUCAGGUGAGUUCCGCCGUAAUUCCAAGCAGGUAGAUCGGAAAAAUUUCCUCUACAUUGAGUACUUACUUCGCCGUGGUCAGAAACAGCUAGAUCAACUCAAGAGCCCUGAUACUGUUGGGUUGUCAUCAUUAAAUGUCAGUGUGUCCGAAACCAUAGAUCCUAAGCCUUGAACUAAGACAUUUAUUCAAGUAUUGUUCUGUUUUGAAGCUGAAAUUUGUUUUGUUCAUUAGUUAAAUGGUUAUCUGAUAAAAGAAA